Molecule: messenger RNA, 1679 nt
Organism: Ilex paraguariensis (yerba mate)
Lineage: Eukaryota; Viridiplantae; Streptophyta; Magnoliopsida; Aquifoliales; Aquifoliaceae
Source: the annotation of a GenBank genome assembly
GAGAGAGAGAGAGAGAGAGAGAGGGACGGGGGAAGUAGCGAAGGUAACCGUUGAUCGCGUAGAAGAAUGAUGCUAGGAGCUUCAUCGUUUCAAUCCCGAAGUAUCAUCUCUUCUUUUGUUGGCGACCAUCGCUUUAUUCUUCAUUCAACACGCCCUCUUCAUCGACUGUUUCGCUGCAACCUAGGAAGCAAACAUGUCUCCAUGCAACUAUCGAGAACACUGUCUGGAUUAACAGAUCUUUUAUUCAACAGAAGAUUUCCAAACAGCGAGCGGAAACGUCUAAGGCCUGGAAAACUGUCCCCUCGACGACCUGUUCCAGAUAACAUACCGAAGCCUCCUUAUGUCAGUACUAGACAACCACCUGGAAUUGCGAAAGGACCACAAGUGCAUGAUGAGAAGGGGAUAGAUUGCAUGAGAGCUUCAGGGAACCUUGCCGCUCAGGUUCUUCAGUAUGCUGGGAGUUUAGUCCAGCCAGGCAUUACGACUGAUGAAAUUGACCAAGCAGUUCACCAAAUGAUUAUUGAAAAUGGAGCGUAUCCUUCACCUCUCGGUUAUGGUGGCUUUCCAAAGAGUGUAUGCACAUCAGUGAAUGAAUGUAUUUGCCAUGGAAUUCCAGAUUCGCGUGCCCUUGAGGAUGGUGAUAUUAUCAACAUUGACGUUACGGUUUAUCUACAUGGUUAUCAUGGUGAUACAUCAGCAACUUUCUUUUGUGGAGAUGUUGACGAUGAAGCCAGAAACUUGGUGCAGGUAACCGAAGAAUGCCUGCAUAAGGCAAUAUCAAUAUGUGCACCAGGGGUGGAGUUCAAGAAGAUUGGCAAAACAAUACAUGACUAUGCAGAUAAACAUCAUAAUGGUGUUGUCCAAGAGUUUGUUGGCCAUGGGGUGGGACGUGUUUUCCAUAGCGAACCAGUUAUUCUGCACUACAGGAACAACGCCGGGGGACUCAUGAUGUUGAAUCAGACGUUCACUAUCGAACCGAUGCUGACUAUUGGUAGUAGAAACCCUAUAAUAUGGGAUGAUGAGUGGACAGUUGUCACAGAUGAUGGGAGCCUGUCAGCACAGUUUGAGCACACCAUUUUGAUAACCAAGGAUGGGGCUGAGAUAAUUACCCAGUCUUAACAAUGCCCCUUCAUGACACUUCUUUUUUAUCUUAUGCGAUUAGAUUGGCCUCUUGCUAGUAAAAAUUUGGCCUGGGAAGGAGAGCAUUGUAGCUUACCUUUUUUUCCCCCAAAAUUGUACCCGUAAGUGUCAUUUAAAGUCACCACCUCUUGCGUGGUUGGUUAUUUCUUUAUUUUUGGUGAUUGAUCCAUGCUUUUUUGGGUUUUCUCCCUUCUUUUUGGUAGACAGGGUGUGUAAAUAAGUCUGUUGUUUGUGAGCAAAAUGUACCUUGGCACUGGAACACCAAAAUGUUGUAAGAACAUUAUCUUUACAUUAGUAAUGUUUUGCAAUAAUUAUGGAGAGAUGUCUAAAGUUGGUUUAAUCUUGUCUGAAAUUUGUUCAAAUGGUUUUGGAUGAUGUGAGAAGAGGAUGAAUUGCCAUGACAGCAGAUAGUAAUGACAAGUCUACAUGACGUGGUUAUGAUACGAUGGUUCAUGGAUAUUAAGAAAAAAAAAGUCCUAUAUUUUAUUUGUUUUGUACUCUCAUAUAGAUGAUUGUAGUUGUAGUUUUUUUUUUUUUUU